Molecule: messenger RNA, 1806 nt
Organism: Linderina pennispora
Lineage: Eukaryota; Fungi; Kickxellomycota; Kickxellomycetes; Kickxellales; Kickxellaceae
Exons: 1
Coding region: 241-1530 (429 amino acids)
Biological process (GO): potassium ion transmembrane transport; stabilization of membrane potential
Cellular component (GO): membrane
Molecular function (GO): potassium ion leak channel activity
Source: RefSeq, a predicted model, not a curated record
AGGCGCCGUUCCCGCUACCCCGCAUCAUGACCAUGUCUUCGGUCACGGAGAAAGACGGCGGAGACAUGGAAACUGGGAUUGACGAUCUGCCGCCUAUGCGCCUUGGUCGCGAGAUCACCAACGAUCUGCGCCGCAUUGAACUGACAUUCAGCAACCAGCCAGAAGAGCCGCAAGCACGCCGCGCCAAUCCACUCAAGCACCUGAUCAAGUCCCGCCACAACUUCCGUGCCCUGGUGACAUAUGGCGGAUACCUCAUCCCCAUCAACGUGCUGCUCAACGUCAUCCUGCUGGGUCGUGGCUGGCUGCAGUACAACAAUCCUGGGGCCGAUGGAGAAUCCGCACGCCGUCAACAACCCCAUCGGCUACUUGAUCACGUCGGUUAUAUCGCUGAUCCUGAUUGUGUCCAGUGGCAUUUGCUUCGUCAUGCGGUGUCUCGAGUUUGACGUGAUGCGCACGACCAUGACCUCAAUCAUUGCCAACUUCACCAAUGCCGCGCUCAUUCUGGCCAGCGCACUCAUCUACGAGAAGCGCGAGCGCCCGCGCCACCCCGAUGCCCACAUCACCGGCGAGUUCUACAGCUCGUAUGCCGGUGCUGCGGUUGCCCUGCUGAACGCCCUGCUUCUGCUCAUGGACAUGCUGAUCACGCCUGGAUUCCGCUACCGCGGCUCAGGAAUGUCACGACAGCAGCGCAUGCUGCAGUUCAACAUCAUCCUGAUUGUAGUGUGGAUUGGCAUUGGCGGCUAUGCGUGGUCCAAGAUCGAGGGCUGGGACACACCAACAGCGAUUAUGUUCUGCAUGGUCACUGUUACCACCAUCGGGUUCGGCAACAGGUCGCCAACCAAGACGUAUUCACGAAUCCUGCAGCUCAUCUACGGGCCACUGGGCAUACUAAUGUUCGGUAUGAUGCUCUUGCAUACGCGCAACGUCAUCAUCCAGAUUACGCGCGACAAGCUCGAUGAGGCGAAGCGCGAAAUCCUCGGUAAGCGCAAGAAGCUCGAGCAAGGAUGUCACUAUCAGCCAUGUCAAGCGCCGCCUGGCUGCUCGCCCACAGGCCUCGCAACUGGCACGACAUGUUCAAUGAUCUGGCUGGCCGCGUGCUGCUGCCGCACCGCCGCCGUGUGCGCAUUGGCAUUCCGCACUGGCUGCGCAGACGACUCGAUGGGUCCAGCAGCGAGGAUGAAGCCGACAGGGAUCUGGAGCUGGGCAUGGACCAUCGGCUUUCUGGAUGCUCGUGGCACUGAUCGCACGCUCAAUGCACGAGAUUUGGAUAAGCAGCGUACUACCUCGACCGCUGCCAACAAGAGGGCCAGCAGUGUCUACAGACGGAAGAAUAAGCUGCCGGGUGACGACCCGAAUGCUGCGCCGUUGCCCCUAGGCAGAUCAUACACGACGGCAUCGCGGCUGUCGCAGGUCCGCGAGGCCAUUUCUGUACCAGGGUUCUUUGAGCGCAUUCGCCACAGACGCAAGCUCAAGAAAUCAAAGGGGGGUAGCGGUGGGGAUGGUGACGACGGAUCCCGCCGACCUAAUUGAUGACAAGGCUGGCAGCAGUAGCAGCGGUGGCGGCAACUCAAGACAACGCCGUAGACAGGCAGGAGGAGGAAAGCAACGAUGAUGGGGACGAUGGCACUGAUGACAGUGAAGAUAGCCAGGAGGAUGAAGAAGAAGGAUACCUCUCUGACCGGCAAGCAGAAGCAGAAGAAGAGCAAGCAGAAGAAAACGUUCCUUAGCAAGCUCACGCGGCAGCUGUGGGCAGCGCUGAUCCUGAACUUUUGCUUCUGGCUCAUCAGCGCCGCCAUCUUUUACGCC